Messenger RNA from Priceomyces carsonii, 1932 nucleotides. RefSeq names its product ATP-dependent RNA helicase (gene MSS116). The transcript has a single exon. The coding region runs from base 1 to 1932 and encodes 643 amino acids. Lineage: Eukaryota; Fungi; Ascomycota; Pichiomycetes; Serinales; Debaryomycetaceae. Gene Ontology annotation, molecular function: ATP binding; nucleic acid binding. Gene Ontology annotation, cellular component: nucleolus. Gene Ontology annotation, biological process: maturation of LSU-rRNA from tricistronic rRNA transcript (SSU-rRNA, 5.8S rRNA, LSU-rRNA). The record is from RefSeq and is a predicted model, not a curated record.
AUGUUUUUCCCAUCUGUUUGCAUCUCGCGGACUACCACCCAAUUGAGGUUGGCUAUCUCGCAGGGCUAUCUUAGAAAAUUUGCGACCAAUGGUAGACUUAUGACUUCUACUAUUUCGGGAUCUCCUGAAGUUGCAGAACAACUGCCACCGGCAGCAGAGAGUGGCGAUAGCACUUCUGCCUCUAUAUUGUCCGUUGAUGAUUUAAAAGCAACCGGAAGGUUUGAUAAACACAUUAUUAAUGGAAUGAAAAAAUCAGGUUUCGAUACAUUAACUCCGGUACAACAAGAAACUAUCCUUCCCAUAUUAGACGAAAAAAAUGGUAUGGUUGUACGUGCUAAGACUGGUACGGGUAAAACUUUAGCAUUUGUUGUUCCCACUUUGCAGUCUGCUAUUGAAAGUGCUCCUAAGUCGUAUAAACACAUACGAAAAACCGAUUCCUUAAUAGUCGCUCCCACUAGAGAUUUGGCUAUGCAAAUACAGCAGGAGUAUUUUAAAGUUUUGAAAAGUUUCCCAAAGGACUACGCUAGAUCCAAAGUUAGUAUUGAACUUAUUAUAGGUGGAAAAUCUACAAAAGCAAACAAGCAAAAUCCUCCUUCGAUUGCGAUAGCCACACCUGGUAAGUUAGAAGCAAGGUUAAGAAAUCCCAACUUUGCAAGUAUGUUCGAAAACUUGAAUUACAGAAUAUAUGAUGAAGCUGAUAGAAUUUUAGAUCAAGGGUUUGCAGAAUCGUUGUCAAAUAUCGACAGAAGUUUGAAAAAUGCUAGAAAGAUUAGCGAGCCUAUGAAGUCUGUAUUAUUCAGCGCAACUGUCGAUGAAGGUGUCUCCCUGUUUGCUAAAAGUACCAUUGGAAAUAACUAUAAGUUUAUUGAUUGCGUGAAAGAAGAUGAACCAGAAGCACAUGAAAACAUUCAUCAAGCAUUAGUGAAGACUGACUCGAUCUAUGAAUCCUUCAAUGGGGCGCUUACCCAUUUAGCAGAAAAUGUAUCAAAUGAUAACUUCAAAGCCAUAGUUUUCUUACCUACAAUAAAACUAACGGAUUGGUUUCAUUCUGUCCUUCAAGGAGCAAGGUAUAAAAAUUUGUAUGGUGACAAAUCGAGAUCGGCGUCGAAAUUUUACAAAUUACAUGGUCAAAUGUCUCAAGCUGCAAGAGAUAGAACUGUCAGAGAAUAUCGUACCACUCCUCGUGGAGUUUUAGUCUGCACUGAUGUUGCUGCUCGUGGAUUAGAUUUGAAAGAUGUUUCUGAAAUUAUUCAAAUGGGACCAAGUAUUUCAAUUGCAGAUUACAUUCACAAAAUUGGUAGAACUGCAAGAGCUGGUAAGAAAGGUAAAGCAAUUAUAUUUCUUUCAAAGUAUGAAAACAAUUUUAAAGAACAGUUACAUAGAGAGAGAGACGUCGAGUUUGCUGAAGAGUUGACGUAUCAGGAUAUUGUUGGAGAGGAAGGUGAUUUAUUCAGGAAAUUUGGGAUUGAUGAAAACGAGGUUGUGGAUUUUAUGGACGGGUUUUUAAACUUCCAUAAACAGCUCAAUUCAAUUUAUAGAUUCCCAAGACAGGAGCUACUUCCUCAAGUCUUCGGGUUUUAUAGAGAACUUGUGCAAGAUCCGAUGGCUAAAUUGGUAACUUCAAAUAUGUUCUUGAAAAAUGCAAUGAACAUAUCUCCACAAGAGGCUACUAAAUACUUCGAAGUACCUGGAGGUAUAAGAUAUACGCAAUCUAAUAACCGUCAGUCUAAAAAAACAUUCUACGGUGGCUCAAAGCAGCGUGGCGGUUACCAAGGUGGCAGUUACAGAGAUCGUAGUAGCAAUGAUCGUGGUGGCUACAGAGACCGUAGCAGCAAUGAUCGUGGUGGAUUCAAUGACCGCAGCGGUGGUUAUAAAUCACGGAACAAGUCAAGAGAUUGGAAAUCGAAAGAUAGCUCGAGUGACAGGUAUUAG